AUGGAGGAGGGCGAGGCCAGCGGCUUCUGCUUUCAGAAGGUGUCCGAGAUGGAGCCCCUCAUUCGCUUCUUCGAAGAGGAUUCAGCCGAUUCUGGCAAGCUGCUCGACCUCCUGGUCACCAACGAGGUCGUCGAGCGCAGCAAGCUGCGGCGCCUCUGCGAGCUCGCCUCGCACCCGAGCGUCAAGCGGGUGGGCGUGGCCGUGGACGACGCCGGCGUGCUCCAGGUGCUGAUGGACGAGGCGCGCGCGGCCAGCGGCGGCAGUAGUGCAGCAUCGCGGGUGGGCGUUGUGAUCGAGAUCGACGUGGGCCAGCAGCGGUGCGGCAUCGACAUCGCGUCCCAGCAGGGCGAGGAGACCUUCGUUGCGCUCGCCCGGCGGCUCAUUGCCGCCCAUCGGGACCCGAGCGGCCAUGUCAGCUUCAUCGGCCUGCAGGCCUACCAUGGCGGGAACCAGCACGUGCGCGCGGCAGCCGAUCGAGAGCGAACGGUCCAGCACGUCGCGGCGUUGGCACGGAAGGCGCUCGACCUGCUGCGGGCGAAUGACUGCCUGCCCGAGGGCGAGUUCCUCGUCUCUGGCGGUGGCACGGGGAGCUUCCCGUACGAGAUCGCUUCGGGCGUCUACAACGAAAUCCAGCCCGGGUCGUACGCGCUGAUGGACAGGGACUACUGUCUCAACAAGAACGCCGAGGACCGCACGGAAUCGCCCUUCAAGAACAGCAUGUUCAUUCUCUCCACGGUGAUCAGCACCGCGAGCGCCGGUCGCGGCUGGGUCACACUCGACGCAGGGUUGAAGGCGUAUGCCGUGGAUUCGGGGCUGCCGGUCGUGUGGCAGAACGACGAACUCGAUUGCGAGCAAGCCGGCGAUGAGCACACCAAGCUGAUCCCGCGCACGCCGGGCAACCUGGCCGCCCUUGCCCACUUCAAGGUGGGCGACAGGGUGUGGCUGGUGCCGGGCCACUGCGACCCGACGUCCAACCUCUACGACUGGAUGGUGGCCGUGCAGGAGGACAAGGUGACCGACGUCUGGGCCGUCUCCGCGCGAGGACCCGGCAUGUGA
This is a messenger RNA of Acanthamoeba castellanii str. Neff, 1056 nucleotides long. RefSeq names its product alanine racemaselike protein. The transcript has 4 exons. NCBI's taxonomy places the organism in Eukaryota, Discosea, Longamoebia, Acanthamoebidae. The record is from RefSeq and is a predicted model, not a curated record. Bases 1 to 1056 code for a protein of 351 amino acids. Gene Ontology annotation, molecular function: D-serine ammonia-lyase activity. Gene Ontology annotation, biological process: D-serine catabolic process.